GGAAAUAGUUUUUAUGAAGUGGUGUUUAAAUAUAAGGCAGAUGUUUUCUCAGCUUUAAUUUUCUUUCUUUCUGUCCCUCCCUGGGCUUUUUUACAUUUAGUGUUGAGAGGCAAAAUGGUCCAUGCUGAAGCAUUUUCACGUCCCCUGAGCCGGAAUGAAGUGGUCGGAUUAAUUUUUCGUUUAACCAUAUUUGGUGCUGUAACAUAUUUUACCAUUAAAUGGAUGGUUGAUGCCAUUGAUCCGACCAGAAAGCAGAAAGUAGAAGCUCAGAAACAGGCUGAAAAACUAAUGAAGCAAAUUGGAGUGAAAAACGUCAAGCUUACUGAAUAUGAAAUGAGUAUUGCUGCACAUCUCGUAGACCCACUUAGCAUGCAUGUAACCUGGAGUGAUAUUGCAGGCUUAGAUGAUGUUAUUACAGAUUUGAAAGACACUGUCAUUUUGCCCAUCAAGAAGAAAUAUUUGUUUGAGAAUUCCAGGCUCUUACAGCCACCAAAAGGAGUACUUCUCUAUGGCCCUCCUGGUUGUGGCAAAACACUGAUCGCCAAAGCUACAGCAAAAGAAGCAGGUUGUCGAUUUAUUAAUCUCCAGCCUUCAACACUGACCGACAAAUGGUAUGGAGAGUCUCAAAAACUGGCUGCUGCUGUCUUCUCCCUUGCUAUAAAGCUCCAACCGUCCAUCAUUUUUAUUGAUGAAAUAGAUUCCUUCUUACGAAGUCGAUCGAGUUCUGACCAUGAAGCUACAGCUAUGAUGAAAGCUCAGUUCAUGAGUCUGUGGGAUGGACUGGACACCGAUUAUAACUGUCAAGUAAUAGUGAUGGGAGCCACCAACCGUCCUCAGGAUCUUGACUCUGCAAUCAUGAGAAGAAUGCCGACCCGGUUUCACAUCAACCAACCUGCUCUGAAACAAAGAGAAGCAAUCUUGAAGCUGAUUUUGAAAAAUGAAAAUGUGGACAGGCAUGUGGAUCUCCUAGAAGUUGCUAAAGAGACUGAUGGCUUCUCAGGCAGUGAUCUGAAGGAAAUGUGCCGGGAUGCAGCACUCCUCUGUGUCAGGGAAUAUGUUAAUUCUGCCUGUGAAGAAGAGAACCAUGAUGAAGAUGAAAUUCGGCCUGUGCAGCAGCAGGAUCUCCACAGGGCAAUUGAGAAGAUGAGAAAAUCGAAGGAUGCCACACUGCAGAAUGUUUUGAUGCACGCUAGUUUAGAUUAAGACAAAAGAGUGUAUUUGCAGUUUCUGAUGUGAUUUAGUUUGACUUCUGUAAUCAGUUAGCAAAAACAAUGUCAGGGGGUGGGAGCGGGGAUGUUCCUUGAAUAAGGGAGUUCUGUUUCUGAAAUUGUUUUUAUACAACAAAUUCUAAGUUAUUGAAAUUCCGUCAUGCGCAACUAGAAGUGUAACAAUAGAUCAUGAAGUGGAACAAUUAUAGCCCAGACCAAGAGCAACUGCCUGUGUCUCGUCCCAUAAUUGAUACACUGUGUAGCCUUAAAGCAGGUUCUGACGUCGUGCAUGGGUUCAGCGGGUCACUGCUGUGGAGGGGAGACGAUCCAUUACCAGUUUGUGUAUAUAAGUACGAGCGUGUGUGUAUGUAUUAAAUGUAUAUAUCCACACAUUUUUUUAUGUAUAGACAUAAUCUGUAGAUAACUUGAGUAUGGAAAAUCUUUUCUACUUACUGAAUCAAACCAAAUCAGAAGAUGUAUAGAUUAAAGAUUCAUCGAUACUCAAUUCACAUUUACUUCUUCCUUUUAGCAGCAAAUAUGAAGAGACAAAUUCUGCUUCUAGAAUAACUUUCAGGCAAAAUUUGAAAUGUUACUGAUUUCUCUUUCACAUGACCACUUGAAAUCUGGUGCCAUUUAGUAAAGGUAGUAAACUACUGUAAAAAUGUUUGAAUACUUUUCAUUUUUUAUGAAUUCUGCUUUUUGAGGCUUUUUAAAUGAAUGCUGCUUUUAUUUUUAUUUUUCCCUUGAUGUGAGUAAUUAGAGUAGAAUCUUAACUGGUCUUUCAUAAAGCCCCACAUAUUAUAAGCUCUCUGAAAUUGUGAUCUAUUAUGCAUUGUAACGAGGGCUUGCUGCUAUUUUAAUCUCCUCUGGAAGACCCACUGCUGCACUGUGGCGUUGUACCAUGAAGUACAUAUGCAUAGCUCUGAGGCGUGGAGGGAUGUUUUGUGACAUUUUGCUCUGUCACAUGCUCUGAUCUGCAAAAUUGAAGAGAAAAGGAUGGGUUUUAGGUUUAUAAAUGUGAUUUAGCAAUGUUCUGCUGUACUUGCUGGUAACAGUUUUAGUAAAUCCAUGUAACGUUACGUAGUGAUAAAGGCAAAGGGUUAAAAAUGUAAGUGGCAAAAGUGUUUUGGUAAAGUUAUUGUCAAGUAGGUUUUCAAUAACUUGAUUUUUUCUUCUUAUAAUAUUAUGCAUUGUGCAGUAAUGUAAUCGGAAUUGUUCAAACCCCCGGGGUGGUACGCUGUGUCACAGCUCUGCUAGCUACCGAGGGAAGGUAAGCAUUGAAAGCAAGAUAACCAUGUAAAAUGAAAUGCACUGCAAAAUAAAAUAAAGACAGCUGGAGCCAGCCAUUGUACAG
Messenger RNA from Pygoscelis adeliae (Adelie penguin), 2562 nucleotides. It is a transcript of the gene ATAD1, whose product is annotated as ATPase family, AAA domain containing 1. Gene Ontology annotation, cellular component: mitochondrial outer membrane. Lineage: Eukaryota; Metazoa; Chordata; Aves; Sphenisciformes; Spheniscidae. The record is from RefSeq and is a predicted model, not a curated record. The coding region runs from base 115 to 1203 and encodes 362 amino acids. The transcript is spliced from 9 exons. Gene Ontology annotation, molecular function: ATP binding; ATP hydrolysis activity.